AUGAAAGUUGGGAUGGAUCGGAAAACAGGAUUUUAUCGGGGUCUAACGUCAUGGACAUCAGCUGAUGACCCUGGAAAUGGAGAAUUUUCAUCUAGGCUAAACCCAAGUGGCUCACCACAAUUCUUUCACUACAAGGGUACAAAGGCAUUCCUUAGAGCUCCCCCAUGGCCAUGGAGAGUCCGAGCCAGUUUAUUCAACAGAAGUUUUGUAAAUAAUGAAGACGAAAUAUACUGGGUCUACACUAUUCCUGAUGAUUCUCCCAUUAUAAUUAUGAUAAUGGAUCAUUUAGGAUUUUUAAAGCUGUUAACAUGGCACGAAAGAGAUGGACAAUGGAAGGAGUCUUGGAGAGCCCCUCAGUUUCGAUGUGAUAAUUAUGGACUGUGUGGUCCUACUAGUAUUUGUGAACCUACUAAUGCCAAUAGAUUUGAUUGUGCGUGUUUACCUGGGUUUGAGCCCAAGAAUCCAAGGGACUGGUCUCUGAGAGAUGGUUUAGGAGGUUGUGUUAGGAAACGGCUAGAGUCUUCUUCGGUGUGCCGACAUGGAGAAGGGUUUGUGAUGGUGGAAAAAGUAAUGCUUCCUGACGCUUCAACGGCACUUUGGAUGGAAAUGAGCAUGAGUCGUACAGACUGUGAACUGGAAUGCAUGAGGAAUUGUUCAUGCUCUGCUUAUGCAAGCAUUGAAAUUCCUGGGAAAGGGGAUGGAUGUUUGACUUGGUAUGGGGAAUUAAUAGACACGAAGUACGCUAUGAUUGAAAGAUAUGAUCUAUAUGUUCGUGUUGAUGCAUAUGAAUUAGCUGAAUAUACAAGGAAGUCAAACGGUUCUGGUAAAAAGAAGUGGAUGCUGGCCAUUUUGGCACCAUCUGUUGCAUCGCUAUGGUUUCUCAUUAGCCUAUUUGCUUUUUUGUGGCUCAGGAAGACGGCACAAAAAGAAUUUCGGGAGAAUCCUCACACGGCAGUUGAGGUUGAAGAAGGAUCAUGUUCUAUAAAUGAGUUGACAAUUUCUGCAAUUUUGAGUCGGUGA
Messenger RNA from Dovyalis caffra, 1020 nucleotides. NCBI's taxonomy places the organism in Eukaryota, Viridiplantae, Streptophyta, Magnoliopsida, Malpighiales, Salicaceae. The record is from the annotation of a GenBank genome assembly.